GGCGUGUCACUUCCGCUUCCGCUCCCUGUCGUCCUGGUGCCUGCCUGGGUGGAAGCGAGGGGCUUGAGCGCUCUGGGUCGGGCACCUCCAGUGUGGGGAGGCCAGCGUCACAUUCAUAACAGCCUCGUGUCCAAGUCGGUGUUGACGUUAGAUCGGGAUGAUUGAAGUCGUUUGCAAUGAUCGGCUGGGCAAGAAGGUGCGAGUGAAGUGCAACCCCGAUGACACCAUUCGAGACCUGAAGAAGCUCAUCGCUGCCCAGACCGGCACUCGGUGGGACAAGAUUGUGCUAAAGAAAUGGUAUACAAUUUUCAAGGACCACGUGUCGCUGGCAGACUAUGAAAUCCAUGACGGCAUGAAUCUGGAGUUAUAUUAUCAGUAGCAUGUGCUGACACUUUUGUAAGGCUGAAUGCUAUCUUUUCUAGGACUUUUGUUUUUAAUUUAUCAUCAACAUCGAUCUUUUGUGACCUGAGAUUUGGUUCGCAGUAUUUUAGCUUUGAGGGCAAUAAAUCAGAAAACCAGUUCUUGUUUUUUUUUUAAAUAUAUAUGGAUGUUUAUAAUAAAUGUGACCUCACAACUUG
Molecule: messenger RNA, 578 nt
Organism: Eublepharis macularius
Lineage: Eukaryota; Metazoa; Chordata; Lepidosauria; Squamata; Eublepharidae
Gene: UBL5
Product: ubiquitin like 5
Exons: 5
Coding region: 158-379 (73 amino acids)
Biological process (GO): protein modification process; mRNA splicing, via spliceosome
Cellular component (GO): cytoplasm; nucleus
Molecular function (GO): protein binding; protein tag activity
Source: RefSeq, a predicted model, not a curated record